AUGGGCGUCGGCCUUACCGAGGCGGUCACGCCUGAGCAGCCGAGCCAGCAGCUCGACGUCAACGUCAUCAGCGUCCACUCGUCAACAUCUCGGUCGUCAUCGGCCGCAAAGGGCCUCCCGUUCAUGACGGCGUACAUCAUGUCCAAGUACGCGCUCGAGACGACGAGUCCAUCUUUGUCGCUCCCGGACAAGUCCUUCGACACCUUUGGCAAAUCGCUGCAGGGCGAGGACGCACCGGACCCACAGGAUGCCGCCCGACGCCCGCUCGUGCUCGCCUGCGCCACACCGGCUGCCAUGGCAUGGACGCCCAUCCAGCUGAGCAUGCAGUUCCUCGGCAAGUGCACUCCGCCGGUGCAGUCGACGGUCUCGUGUGCGUACCUCGCGACCUCGCAGCAGAUCACGACGACGCUGGCCACAACCGGCCGCGGCCGGGUGGCCUCGGUCGCCUUCGACAACCUUAGCCCAGUCCAGGGCUCGGUCAUGUACUACGACACCAUUACCUUUCACGCCAGCGGCCUGACCCACGAGGCCGGCAACCUGACGUUCUCGCCCGCGCCGCCCGCCCACCGCGCCGCCCCGAGCCCGGGCGCUGCCCCGCUGCCGCCGGAUGCCUCGGUCCUGUACUACGAGACCUUCCCGGAUGUGCCCGGCGUAACGAUCUCCAACCCGCCGGGCGAGAUGUGCGGUUCGGCGACGUACAACAUCACCGGCGGCUACGGCGCGUACGCCACCGCCCGCGGCGCCAUCACCGCCAUCGGCUGCAUCGUCCCCAACGGCGCCGGCUCGUUUGACGGCUCAUUUGUCGUCACCGUCGCCGGCUGGAUGCCGUGA
Molecule: messenger RNA, 831 nt
Organism: Thecamonas trahens ATCC 50062
Lineage: Eukaryota; Apusomonadida; Apusomonadidae
Exons: 2
Coding region: 1-831 (276 amino acids)
Source: RefSeq, a predicted model, not a curated record